AAUUAGAGAGAGAGAGCAAGAGAGCAAGAAAGAAAGGAACUUUUACUUUUAGUUUGUGGGCAGUACCCUCCUAUAUCAUCCAGUCACAACUAAACCUUUGGCUCCCCCCUCUCUCCCUCUCUACUCUGCUGCAGUGAGAUCUCACUACAAGGAGGAGGAGAAGAGGCAAAAAAAAAUUUUGAUUCAUUUCUUCAAGUUUGCUGCUUACUGUUGUUGUUGUAAGUCUCAAGGAAGAAAGCAAAGAAAGAAAAGAAAGGGUCUUUCUUUCUUUCCCACUUUCUUUAACUCACCCUUUGAUUCUAAAGAGAUUCUCACUGUUUUCUCUUCUCAGCUUUCUUCUUUGGGUUUUCUUCCCUUUUCAGUGUCUCAUAUUUACUCACCCUGUGUGUUCUGUUUCUUCUAUGUUGGAACUUUAAAAAGAGGAAAUUUCUCAAUCAUUUCUACUCUAUUUCUGGAAAUUGCAACUCGGGUUCUUCUGAUUGAUUCCAAUCUUUCUGUUGGUUUUCAGAUCUGAUAACUUGUAUUGUGAAACAGAGAAAAGAUCUGUUAUAUUUCUAUUCAAAGGUUUGUAACGGAUUUUUUUUUUAAAGUUGAAAAAGAUUCUUCAACUGAAAAAUGCUUGUAUGAAAAAAGCUAUUCUGAUUCUCUUCAAAUGCUUCUCAAUUUAAUCUCGAUUUCCUCUUGUUAAAAAUUCACUACUCUCUCUUAGCCUCAUGAUGAAGUGGGGAAUGGAAAUACUAUCACCACAGUCUUAUCUACCAGUCUCAAAUUGGUUACUUGAAGAAAACAACAACAGCAACAACAACCAUAGUAAUAAUAAGAGUACUAGAUGGACACAAGAAGAGAACAAGAGAUUUGAGAAUGCAUUAGCACAAUACGAUAAAGACACACCUGAUCGAUGGCAAAAGAUAGCACUUAUGAUUCCUGGGAAAACAGUAAACGAUGUAAUGAAGCAAUAUAAAUUAUUAGAAGACGAUGUUGGUUAUAUAGAAGCAGGGUUAGUACCAAUUCCUGGUUAUACUACUUCCUCUUUCACUUUGGAUUGGGUUAAUAGUCGAUCUUUCGAUGGUUCGAAUGGCGGUAAGAGAUCUUCUUCGACUAGACCUGGUGAUCAGGAGAGAAAGAAAGGUGUCCCAUGGACUGAGGAUGAACACAGGUUAUUUCUUUUGGGUUUAAAGAAGUAUGGUAAAGGAGAUUGGAGAAACAUCUCAAGGAAUUUUGUUAUCUCAAGAACACCGACUCAAGUGGCAAGUCAUGCCCAGAAGUAUUUUAUCAGGCAGCUCUCAGGAGGGAAAGAUAAGAGGAGAUCAAGUAUCCACGAUAUCACGACGGUGAAUCUCGCAGACAAUAAACCUCCAUCACCAGACAGUAAUACGUCGACAAUCGAUCAAUCUACCAUGCUAACACAGCAGCCAAAUCAGAACUCUGCACCAAAAGCAUUAUUUGAUUGGAAUCAACCCCACGACAUGGUUUUCAACCCAGCACAUGGAAGCUUGUACGUGCCACCUACUUACGGUAUAAACUCAUUUGGGAUGAAAAUGCAAGGACACAAUCUAAACAGAAAUUCUCUUCAUGGAUCUCAUAUGGGAGCUCACAAUGCAAUGUUUCAGAUGCAAUCAUCACAGUGUCACCCACACGGAUAAAAUCUAGAGGCGUUUUGAGUUCUCUCCAUGGAAUUGAAAUUCUGUCAAGCUAGAAUUUGCUGUUUCUAUGAUUUUUGUUCAUGGUCUUAAUAUGAAUAUAUAUCGAUGAAUACUUGGGAUAGUUAUCUUAAGAUAACUGAAUUACGUUUUUCCUUGUAUCCAUAUAGGCAUUCUUGAAAAUAAGAUUGUAUGUGUCCCCAGGAAUUCCAACUACAAGAACAACUGCAGUUUAU
This is a messenger RNA of Papaver somniferum (opium poppy), 1876 nucleotides long. RefSeq names its product transcription factor DIVARICATA-like. The coding region runs from base 714 to 1643 and encodes 309 amino acids. The record is from RefSeq and is a predicted model, not a curated record. NCBI's taxonomy places the organism in Eukaryota, Viridiplantae, Streptophyta, Magnoliopsida, Ranunculales, Papaveraceae. The transcript is spliced from 2 exons. Gene Ontology annotation, molecular function: DNA binding.